This is a messenger RNA of Pogona vitticeps (central bearded dragon), 785 nucleotides long. RefSeq names its product testis expressed 38 (gene TEX38). The record is from RefSeq and is a predicted model, not a curated record. NCBI's taxonomy places the organism in Eukaryota, Metazoa, Chordata, Lepidosauria, Squamata, Agamidae.
GUUCCAGUGAUGGUAGCGUCAACCACAGAGCUUUUUAGUUUAGCUCUACUUCCUCUGCAAAACAAGAAAGUGAACUGAUCUUGUGAAGACAUUCACUUGAUAAGUUUCAAAGAGUAUAUGAAGAAGCAAUGGCUAUAUCCAGUGAUUUACUGCCCACCUAUUUUGGAUGUCUAGGACUUUGGUAUGUCCUGGUAUUUGGUUGCAUGCUACUUUUUCAUUGGAGAAAACGAAUCCAUGGGAAACGACGUGCAAGAGCCUGGGUGAAACAGUUAAAAGCUGAAACAUAUUUCCAGCGUGCACUGGAUCACGCAGCUAAGAAAACCCAGCCUGGAGCAAAAGUGGAAGUAUACAAUCUUGCAUUCGAUAGCAUCCCAAAGCUACAUGACAGUUCCCGAUCCAAUGAGACCAUGGCAAAUAGUAAUGGUUGUUCCAUUCCUUCAAUUCCAGACCCAGACCCAUGCAAACCAGUGUUUCAAGAAGUACCUUGUGCUUGUGUUCUCUCUCACCUGCCACCACUGCUUGAGCAUUCAGCAUCUUAUCCAUGCUCUAAAAUUCCAGUCAGAAGCACACCAUACAUUUCAAUUGUGAAAUCUGUCACGUUGAAAAAUGGGCCAUUCAAUAUUGGUAGCAGCAUCUCUUCUUAACAGCAAAUUUAAUGGACAGAGUAAGAUGAAACUGGGGAAGCAAAGACAUUCUCGAAAGUAAAUUUGCUACUUGCUGAUCUGUCCAAUUGUAUGCAUCAUAGGAUUAAAAAUACAGAAUUUAAAAUGCUGUCAAGUUGCAAG